Molecule: messenger RNA, 3051 nt
Organism: Suncus etruscus (white-toothed pygmy shrew)
Lineage: Eukaryota; Metazoa; Chordata; Mammalia; Eulipotyphla; Soricidae
Product: angiotensin-converting enzyme-like protein Ace3
Biological process (GO): proteolysis
Cellular component (GO): plasma membrane
Molecular function (GO): peptidyl-dipeptidase activity; metallopeptidase activity
Source: RefSeq, a predicted model, not a curated record
AUGGGCAUAAGAUGGACUUGCCCUGGGCCUUUCCUUGUCCUUUGCUGUUACUUGCAGCUCUUGCCAUGGCUCAGGACUGAAUGUGAUUUGACCUUCAACAGUACGACGGAGAUAGAGAUCCCACAAGGGGGCCAAGAAGGGAAAAACUGCUCCAAGAAUGACUCUAUGACCACUCCCCCAUCAGAAAAUUUAUAUAGUGAUGCUGCGGUAGCUGAUUUCCUAAAGUACUAUGAUAAUACAGCUCAGGUUGUAUGGAACGAGUUCAUGGAGGCUGCCUGGAAUUACACUACCAACAUGACCAAGAAAAACCAGGAGGAGAUGCUGCAAAAGGAGAUGGCGAAGUCUCAACACUCGCUGUAUUUUGGUACCCGGGCCCGCCUGUUUAAGAUAACCAACAUCCAAGACCCCAUGUUAAAGCGCAUGCUGACUAAGCUACAGAACUUAGAAAAAGCAGCCCUGCCUCAGGAAGAACUCCAGGAGUACAACAAGCUUCUGACCAACAUGGAGACAGUGUAUAGCAUGGCUCAGGUGUGUCUCAAUGAGGGACCCUGCCUAUCCAUGGAUCCUGACAUCCAUGACAUCAUGGCCUACUCUCGGGACCACAAGGAGCUGCUGUGGGUCUGGCAGGGCUGGCGGGAUUCUGUGGGACGCCAGAUCCGCAGUACCUUUGAGCGCUACGUGCAACUCAGCAACGAGAUGGCAAUCCUCAAUGGUUACAAAGACAUGGGGGCCUUGUGGCAGGCUGUGUACGAGUGGAACACGCUGGAAGAAGACCUGGAGGAUCUCUACCGUGAGCUGCAGCCACUCUACUUGAACCUGCAUGCCUACGUGCGCCGUGCCCUGCACCGCCACUAUGGGCCCGAGAUCAUCAGGCUUCGGGCCCCCAUCCCCGCCCACCUCCUGGGGAAUAUGUGGGCCCAGUCCUGGAUCAACAUCUUAGACCUGGCUCUACCCUUCCCGAAUAAGCCCCCAGAAGACAUCACAAAGAUCAUGAAAGCUCAGCACUGGAAACCCAUGAAGAUGUUCGAAGAGGCUGAUAAAUUCUUCGCCUCCUUGGGCCUGCUGUCCCCCCCGCCUGAGUUCUGGAAAAAAUCUAUGCUGCAGAGGCCCACAGAUGGGCGGGAGGUUGAGUGCCACACCUCAGCCUGGGACUUCUUUAAUGGCAAGGACUUUAGGAUAAAGAAAUGCACCGAGGUGAACAUAGAAGACCUGCUCUCCGUCUUUCACCAGAUGGGCCAUAUCCAGUAUUUCCUGCAGUACCGGAACCUCUCAAUGGUUUUCCGUUCAGGUGCCAACCCAGCCUUUGAAGAGGCUGUAGGCUCAGUGAUCACCCUCUCAGCCUUCUCCCACAAGCAUCUGCUCAACAGAGGCCUGCUGAGCCAUCAGCACCAGGAUACAGAGGAGGAAGUUAAUUUCCUGAUGAGCGUCGCUCUGGACAAGGUCGCCUCCAUCCCCUUCACCUAUAUGAUAGACCUCUUUAGGUGGAAAAUCUUUGACGGCACCAUCAAGAGGGAAAUCUACAAUCAGGAGUGGUGGAACCUCAGGUUGAAAUACCAGGGCCUGUGCCCCCCAGUGCCUCGGUCUGAAGAGGACUUUGAUCCAGGCUCCAAGUUCCACGUUUCUGCUGGCAUACCCUACGUCCGGUAUUUCCUCAGUCUCAUGCUCCAAUUCCAGUUCCAUGAGGCGCUGUGCAAGGCUGCUGGUCACACGGGCCCCCUUCAUCAGUGUGACAUCUACAAUUCAAAGAUGGCGGGCAAGUUGCUAGAGGAUGUCCUCAAGCUGGGCUCAAGCAGGCCCUGGCCAGAGGUCUUGGAACUGAUGACUGGGGAAGAUAAGGUUUCUGCACAGGCCCUUCUCACCUACUUCAAACCCCUCCUGAACUGGCUGGUGACAGAGAAUGUGCGGCAAGGCGAGAUCCUGGGCUGGCCUGACUUUGGAUGUACCUUUGAAGAAAUAAACACAGAGAAGAUGAAUUUUCUAGGUCAUGACCUGAGCUUUAUACAGACCUCAACCUGGCAAUGGGUGUUGUUGGGCCUAUGCGUUGUCAUGACCCUGGUGGUCAUAGUGCUGGGUUACAGACUGUUCUUGGCUGAGGCCAAGAACCUGGAACAGCCGAUGUCAAAAACAAAGAGCGAUGAUGCCAACAAGGACCCUGAAGCAUCAGCCAACGCCUACUUCCUGGGCAUGGCCAUGGAGCCCCGCCAGGUGCUCAGAAGACAGUGGUUUCUGCUGACUGUUUGCCUCAUCCUAGUGCUUUGCUCGCUCACUCUGGCCAUUUGGGUGAUCAGUUACCACUACAAGAAGCCUCCAUGGAUGACAUCGAAUUGGUGGAACUGGGAGUGCCAGCAGCCUCACAAACUGCCCCAUGGCCUGCCUGCCCCACUCCAGACCCUUCCAAAUGGAGACAUUUGGAAUACCCAUGGGCAAUGGGUCCUCCUAUGCUACCUGUCACCAGCACAGUUUGUGACACUGAACGGGGCCUUGGAAAGUGUUUGCGUGAACAACCAGCUGCCCCUCACACGCAGGGGCAGCCAGGACAACUCUGCUUCAUCAGGAGGCCACAUUAGCAGCUCUUCUACCACCACCACCCCAGCCACAGUGGCCAAUCAGGCAUUAUGGCUCCACAAGGCAGAGGUACACCCGGCUCAGGACUCCAAGCCACUCACCUCAACUCCAGAGGAGACAGAUCAGCCUGGAGAACAGAGCAAAAGCUCCAGAAGGAGCAGAGGCCCCUUUCAGGGUGCUGGCCCCGCCCCCGGGAGCCGGGGCCCCGCCCCCGCCCCGUCGAGGCCGGGGAAAGUCGCCCCCGCCCUCGGACCCCGCCCCGCCGCCUCCGAGCGCUCCUUUCAGCACCGCGGCGCGGACAGCUCCCGGGCGGCCGGGCGGAGCGGCCGCCCGAAGCGCAGCGCAGCAGCCGGGGUGCACCCGGGCGGCGGCCCCUGGGGACAGCGCCCAUCGAUCGGCAGGCAGCAGGACUUCGCGGAGCCCGAGCACCCGCUCAGACAUCGGAGGCCCGGGCCGCUGGUAACUCCGGGCAGGGGCAGAGGCUGA